Cyprinus carpio (common carp) is the source of this 699-nucleotide messenger RNA. RefSeq names its product guanine nucleotide-binding protein G(I)/G(S)/G(O) subunit gamma-T2-like. Lineage: Eukaryota; Metazoa; Chordata; Actinopteri; Cypriniformes; Cyprinidae. Gene Ontology annotation, molecular function: G-protein beta-subunit binding. Gene Ontology annotation, biological process: G protein-coupled receptor signaling pathway. Gene Ontology annotation, cellular component: heterotrimeric G-protein complex. The record is from RefSeq and is a predicted model, not a curated record.
CCCCCUCACCUCACACCAUCUGGAGGUUAUCCUGAAGAGGUGACAGCAGCAGACCGAAGCGCUCAGUUCAUCACCAGACCCCAAACCCUGUACAUGGUCCCUUAAAUUGCAGAGAGCGACACGUUCCCUCCAUCGGCUGCCCAGCUGACCAAUAGGGCAAGAUGGCGCGGGAUAUGUCUGAUAAGGAAAUCCUGAAAAUGGAGUUGGAACAACUUCAGAAGGAAGUGAAGAACACUAGAGAGCCUGUCUCUAAAACCGCAAAGGAGAUUUGUGAAUGGGUUGAGGCCCAAGCUGCAGAAGAUCCUCUCAUAAAAGGAGUUCCUGAGGACAAAAAUCCCUUCAAGGACAAGGGUGGAUGCAUAAUAACUUAGCACAUGUGAUUUCCUGUGGCAAAAUUAUAUGAGGAUGUUUUAAUUUGUGCAAAUGAGAGCUGUUUAGCAGUCUGUUAUUUGAACUUGAAUGAGGAUUGAACACAUUAGUUUUAGUCAUCAUAGAGACUGCAUGACUUGAACAAUUACUUUAACUUACAGAGUCAAACACAGUCUACAGAGUCAUUCUGAUGAUUAAGAAAGGCAGCCCUCUCGAAGCAAACUCUUUGUAAAUAAAACUGGCAACUUCGGAACUGAAUUACUGUAAUUCCAUUCUCGUUCCAUCUCUCAUCAUUCCAUCUUUAAAAAAUAAAGUUUCAGUAAGCACACA